Phytomonas sp. EM1 is the source of this 3417-nucleotide messenger RNA. NCBI's taxonomy places the organism in Eukaryota, Euglenozoa, Kinetoplastea, Trypanosomatida, Trypanosomatidae. The record is from the annotation of a GenBank genome assembly.
UACGUCAACUAAACAUUAGGCAAAUAUUUUCCUGUUAUCCAUGCAAUAUGAGGCUGUUGAUCCGGGUGAAGUCCUUACUGGAGUGAGGCUCUUUCAGUACCUUAUUAAAAGGAAUGAAUCUCAACUUAAGGGCGCGUGGGAUAAGCUACAUGAAUACACUAAACUCCAAGAGACACUCAAUUCAAUUACUAAACAAUGUCGCAGACAAGUAUUAGCACCCGUUGCGGGAGGUUUAGCUUACUUUGAUGCCGAGCUCAUUAGCACUAACAAUAUACUUGUAUUGCUUGGCGAAAAUUGGUUUGCCGAAAGAAGUGUUAUGCAAGCCAUAUCCAUAACAGAACGCCGUCUUGACUUCUUGAGACGUGAAGUUCAAGUAUUGGAGGAAGAGAAGAAGACCCUCCAACAGCGGCAAGACAUGUUUGCUUCAGAGAUUCCCGAGGCCAACACUGCUAUGAAGAAGCUGAUGAAGAAAACGGAGGAGUGUCUUUCAGAGGCGUUAAUGUCGUCUCAUGGGCCCUGCAGUGACAACGUGAUUCCAAAAGGUUCACUCGAGAAUAUAGCAAGGGAAGGGCCUGCUGUUCAAGACCUCAUUGACCGCGCUGUUACUGAAGAUCCACAGCUUGCUGUGUUUGAUGAGCAAGAUGAGCUCACGGAGGAGGAGCUGGUGGAGCUUGAGAAGGAAUUGGGCGACGUGCUUGAUAAUGAUGAGGUUGUUGAGCGAGUACUGGUUGCUCGUAUGAUUGCCAAAAAAGAAAGACGAAUUAAGGCUGAGGUGAGUCGGAAUGCAUCGUCCAAAAAGGUCCCGUCUUUGCGAAUUCAUGAAGCAUCAGAAUGCACACGGCACACAACACGAUCACCGAAGCAUGACCAAAGCGAGUGUCGUGUGUCACCAGAGUUGAGGGUUGAAUCUUCCAAGUGUGUCUUUUCUUCUCCCGCUGAUAUAGGCUUCAAGGGAUGCAGCGCGGGGCCAGGUAUGAACUUGACAGGUACAACGCCCUUAUCGUUAAUAGAGAAGGCAUCAUCACUAUCCGAGCACUCAAUAAUGAGGAAGGGAGAUUCAUUACCAAAAACAUGCAAACGAGUUACCUUUACUAGUGAGUACGCAGAUCAUACGAAUAAUUCUUCUACUUCGUUGAUCUUUUCGGCCUCAAAUUCCAUGCAGAAUAAUAAAUCUAUCGAGAAUGAAGUGAUGCCAAAAGAGCCACGGCCAAAAAAAGACUCUAUUCACGAUGCCAUUGUUCCAGGAAGAGAAUCUUUUUCCAUAAAGGAUAUUGUAGAGCGCAAUAUUGAUUCAGGAUCCAAUUCAAUUCCUGCUUUUGGCUCCCUGUCGAAGGCUGAAGGUUGCAAAACACGCCGAUCCCUGUUCAAGCGUCACCUAGAGGGAGAAAUUGAUGAUGCAGUAUAAACACCUUACCUGAAAUAGCAAAACUGCUGCUACGGAACUUUUUCGUCUUCUAUGCUUCAAUAUGUCCUUUUAAGCGUUUUAAUCUUAUGAUACUGCAUCAGUUUGUUUUUUUCAUUUCCGAGAACUUUUAACAAUAUAGAUUUUCUGAUAAGAGAAUGAUUUGCAAGAAAGCAUGGUUAGUCGGACAUGGGAUCGCAUUAUCAUGUGUGAGUAUUUGUCCUCUCCAUAAUCUACUAUUUUCUUGUAAUAGUUGUAUUCGAGUUCUUUAUUCCCGAUGAGUAUUAUUGUUUAACUUUAAUUAAUGGUAAGAUGUAAUAGUAUUGAAAAUCAGGCAAGACUACCUUCCAGAGUUUAUACACUUUAGACUAUAAUGAUAGAUAUAUGGAUUUCGAUAGCUACAUUUGAAUGCUAGUGGUGCUAUGAAGGCUUCGGUACUUGCCAACGGUUCUUCGCGUGGAAGUCCAGGGGCAAGUCUCAUGGUAAAUGAGCCGAGGGGAGGCGACUAACCCCUAAUUUUGACAUACCAUCACCAUGGUGGUCUAAAUGUUCCAGUGCAUCCCCUGCUGUCUUUGGAACCCACGUCAAUUGAGCACUCUGAUUUUGAUAUCAAAAGGGAAAGGUUUAGACAUAAGGUUUCAUUAAAUAGUAGAUGUUUUUUUUUGAUGUUAUUUUUUCCUAAUAGAAAUUGUAGAUACUGAGACUGAUGUCGCUGCUGUCGCAUUCUCCAGGAAUCAAAGUUCAUGGGUGAAACAUUAGCUGAAGGAAAUGACGAAUUUAACUUUCUGUACCGAGAACUUAAUUAUUUUUAUGCGAAGGAUUUCAAUUCUGAAAUCGCGACCAUCAUUGCUGUUAAUGCGGCCACCGCUGUGUGUUGUAUUGACUCCAGUGAGCUCGAUUGGAAUUCUAUUUGGAGACUUCACACGGAGGGAGAGCUUACUAUUACUUCUCGGAUGUUGAGUUCUGUAAAAUCAAUGAUUCAUGAUUCUAGAUGACACACUUUCUCACUUACGUAGAUUUCAGAUGCCCUAUAUGAAUGAUCGUAAAGUCCCAAGGAUAUCUCUGCGCCACGUGCUUAACGCGUUAUAUACUAUUGUUAUCGAAGUAUAUGUGCAUUUUGCUUAUCCUUUGAGGUUUCUGUAUUAAGUUUCGGAAAAUUUUUACAAGAAGCAACUCUAUACGACAAGGUAGCAUAGUGUGGGGUGGGAUGGGGAAGAGUAAGAUAGAGAGGCCAAGAUGUGCCUAUUGAUACUAGCCUUCCCUGGUGAAACGUUCUGGGACUUGCGUAGUGAGGAUGCCGCACAAAAAAGAGAGUAUGAGAUAUAGGUAUGCUUCUUUACCUUCAAGGUGUACCCAUAAAAAACGCACAAAGAGCAUCUCCUCCAUGAAGAAAUGUUUUGAAUGAGAGCAGGAGGUGAUUCGCGAGCCGAGAGACAGACGCUCCUCAGGAGCGUCAUCUGUGGGAAUUGGACGGUAUAAUCCCACCGAUGAAUUUCUUCAGCUGAAAUGUUGACAAGGUUAGCAGAAGACAAGGUAAUGUGCACAUGAUAUUCCGGGAUAUGCUUCAGACAUGAUCGUUCUUUCCCGCACCUGACUUCUCUGCCUUUAUUCAUUGCGCCUGUCCCGCGUGCUUCAGCAGUGUGUCGCGAACGCCCACUGGUACCACUUAAUGAGGCACAUGGGGAGCUUAAGAUCUUCCUAUGGACGAGGCAAGUGGGCCAGGCAAAGCAACCUUGCGAGGCCCCAGCGUACGGCGCAUGCUUGUCAUCGGGCUCGGUGCCACGCCUUGUUUGUAUGGCACGGAAUUUGCCUCUCUGGGUGACCCAAUUGAAAUCUCUAUAGACGGAUCGAAAAAAAAUUGAACAAAGGAUACCACUGCGGGAGUGUGCGAAGGGAGUUGCUUUUCCAGUUCAGCAUUCUCCAAUCUAUCCAGCGUAGCCACACUGACAUCCCGUUCACAGAACUGAGCGCUUCUGAAAUGAAUCAAACAUUUAAUCGCUUUUAGCGUCCUUUUG